AUGCACGACGCCCACGAUGCCCACGCCGGCAUUAAGUACCCCAUGAGGCCGCACCACCAGGCCCAUCUGUCGGGCACCCGCUCGUCGGGCCUGUACUCGCCCCAGGACCAGCAGCAGCACCAACACCAGCAGCAGCUCCAGCAACAACAGCUCCAGCUCCAGCAGCUGCAGAACCAGCACCAGCAGCAGCCGUCGUCCGCUGCCCAGCGCUACUCGCCCAUGGACACGCUGUCGCCCACGUCGCCCUACCAAAAGGCCUACACCAGCUCGCCCUCGCAGCAGACGCCGCCCAACGCCGACUACUCGAGCAGCCCGUACUUUGUUGGUCGCCAGCCCCAGCUGCCCCCCAUUUCCUCCUACUCCCACGAUGGCUACCCCUCGUCUGCCGUGGCCACGCUCGACGGCUCCUUUAGCGACAACAAGGCCCCUCGCCGCCAGAAUCCCCCCAUGAUGAAGACGGUGCCCGAGUUCAAGAAGAUCAAGUCGCCCGCCGAGCUGCAGCCCAAGAACACGAGACAGCCGCGCUUCAGGCGAGCAAACCCAGAGGGAGGCUUCAUUAGUCCUCUCCAAGCAUUGACGCUGCACCUGCCUGCCACGUACCGCAUUUGCAACCCGAGCUUCAAGUACGAGUCAUCGCGGAACCCUCGCCGAGUCCUGACGAAGCCCAGCAAGGGCACCAAGAACGAUGGCUACGACAACGAGGAUAGCGAUUACAUCCUUUACGUGAACGACAUUCUGGGCUCUGAAGAAGCCGGCCACAAGAAUCGCUAUCUCAUUCUCGAUGUGCUGGGCCAGGGUACCUUUGGUCAGGUCGUCAAGUGUCAGAAUCUCAAGACGCAAGAGGUCGUGGCCGUCAAGGUUAUCAAAAACCGCACCGCCUACUUCAACCAGAGUAUGAUGGAGGUGUCUGUGCUCGACUUGCUCAAUACGAAGCUCGACAAAAACGAUGACCACCAUCUUCUCCGACUGAAAGACACCUUUAUCCACCGACAGCAUCUUUGCCUCGUCUUCGAGCUGCUCAGCGUCAACCUGUACGAACUUAUCAAGCAGAACCAGUUCCGCGGUCUCAGCACGACUCUGGUCCGCGUGUUCGCCCAGCAGCUUCUGAAUGGCCUCGCCCUUCUCAACAAGGCUCGGCUGAUUCACUGCGAUUUGAAGCCAGAAAACAUUUUACUAAAGAAUCUUGAGAGCCCAAUCAUCAAGAUUAUCGAUUUUGGCUCGGCAUGCGACGAGCGCCAGACGGUCUACACUUAUAUCCAGUCCAGAUUCUACCGAUCCCCCGAGGUCUUGCUGGGCUUGCCGUACUCGUCCGCCAUCGACAUGUGGUCGCUGGGCUGUAUCGUGGUGGAGCUGUUCCUCGGACUUCCCCUCUUCCCCGGCUCAUCAGAGUACAACCAGAUUGCUCGAAUCGUCGAGAUGCUUGGCAAUCCCCCCAAUUGGAUGAUUGACAUGGGCAAGCAGGGCCUCGAGUUUUUCGAGCGGCGGCAGGAUGAAUUUGGCAGGCGGACAUACCACAUGAAGAGCAUGGAACAGUAUUCGCGGGAGCACAACACCAAGGAACAGCCUAGUAAGAAGUACUUCCAGGCUAAUACGCUGCCCGAGAUUAUCAAGUCGUACCCCAUGCCCCGCAAGAAUAUGAAGCAGAGCGAGAUCGACCGAGAGAUGAACAAUCGCAUCGCCUUCAUCGACUUCGUCAGGGGUCUGCUUAACAUCAACCCUCUAGAGCGGUGGUCGCCACAGCAGGCAAAACUUCACCCCUUUAUUACACAACAAAAGUACACUGGGCCUUUUGUCCCGCCAAUGAACUUGAAGUCGAGCUCCCUCAACCGAUCACCAGCUCCCGGCACCCAGCAACAGCAGCAAGCCGAGGCCCUCAGCAAGCAACGAGCCGCGCAGGCGCAAGCUCAGGCUGCUCAGGCCCAGGCCCAGGCACAAGCCCAAGCCCAGGCGCAAGCCCAGGCUCAGGCUCAAGCGCAAGCUCAGGCCCAGGCCCAGGCCCAGGCCAAUUCAGCGCAAAACGCAUAUGGUGGACAGUACCAGGCCUCUGGCCACGUACCAGCUCCUUUGUAUUCAAACAGCGCCGUCUAUAACCCUGGCGCUGCCCACGGAAGCGUCCCCCCUCAGUACGGGCCACCCCAAACCGGCCAGUACGGUCAAAUGGUCAUGUCGCAGCCUCCUCAGCAGCUCCAAUCGUCGCAAUACUCGAACCCCUCACAGCCUAACAUGUACCAGCAAGGUGGCAUGAGAACGAAUAGGCAGCGGGCUUCGACCAUGGAGCAGCAACAAAGCGGCAUCCCUCCUGCGCUUCAACGAGUCGCAAGCCACCUUGACCCGAGCCAACCCAUUCGACUUCAGCCUAGCCCGGCAUACUAUCCACCAACUGGCGAGGGAUUGGAUAACGCACCAGGUCGCGCUGGCAGACGAGGCAGCCGGGUCCAACAGGGAGGUGCCCGCAGCAACCGGGACUUUAUUCGGAACCUGGAAGAGCGAACAUUGGAAGAAGGCUUUAUGGGCAACCAGAACCCGUGGCAUUGA
Messenger RNA from Trichoderma harzianum CBS 226.95, 2535 nucleotides. RefSeq lists its product as hypothetical. Gene Ontology annotation, biological process: peptidyl-threonine phosphorylation; peptidyl-serine phosphorylation. NCBI's taxonomy places the organism in Eukaryota, Fungi, Ascomycota, Sordariomycetes, Hypocreales, Hypocreaceae. The record is from RefSeq and is a predicted model, not a curated record. The transcript is spliced from 5 exons. The coding region runs from base 1 to 2535 and encodes 844 amino acids. Gene Ontology annotation, cellular component: nucleus; cytoplasm. Gene Ontology annotation, molecular function: protein tyrosine kinase activity; protein serine/threonine kinase activity; ATP binding.